AAUGGAGGGUCCGGCGUCCGCCUUGGCGGGUGGGAGUGAUGACCUGCACUCCCCAAACCACUGCGGGAUAGAACGGGGCCGAGUGCUCUCAGGGGUGGCCGCUACCGGGGCGGCCCGAGACACGGCUGCGGGUUCCAGCCAACAGGCCCGGAGUCGCGGCCUCGGCUCCGCCGUGGGUGCACGGGCUAGGGCUGCGGGGACUCCUGUGGGCUCCGCGUCUGCGGCUGGGAGGAAUGGGGAUCGUCCCCAGAUCCCGCCUUCCGGGCAGGGCCUCCGCUGCCUGCGAUCCUGCCCACAGUCCAAGGAUCCUCCUCGCCUCUCGCGGACUGCGGUGUCAGCCGCCCGAGCCGUUCCCCGGACACCUGGCCAGGGUCUUGCUGUCUCACCCAGGCUGGAGUGCAGUGGCACGAUCACAGCUCACUGCAGCCUUGAGCUCCUGGGCUACCAAGUAGCUGGGACUUCAGAGAUGGCUGGAGCCGUGUGGAUGGGCAUAAAUGGCUAAUGUCCAGCAACCAUCGAUGUCAAGUAUCCACACACCUGGCCUGAAUGGAUCCCUCUGCCUUUCAGAGACGGAGUCUCGCUCUGUCCCCCAGGCUGGAGUGCAAUGUUUGGGAUAUGAGAUUGAAAAUGACGACUCGGAAUUUUCCUGAGAGAGAAGUACCCUGUGAUGUAGAAGUGGAAAGAUUCACAAGGGAAGUUCCCUGCUUGUCCAGUUUAGGUGAUGGUUGGGACUGUGAGAACCAGGAGGGACACUUGAGGCAAUCAGCUUUAACUCUGGAGAAACCAGGGACUCAGGAAGCAAUUUGUGAAUAUCCUGGUUUUGGGGAGCAUUUGAUUGCAAGCUCAGACCUUCCACCGUCUCAGAGAGUUCUGGCAACAAAUGGUUUCCAUGCACCUGACUCAAAUGUUAGUGGUCUGGAUUGUGACCCCGCCUUACCCAGCUAUCCUAAAAGUUAUGCAGAUAAGAGAACUGGUGACAGUGAUGCCUGUGGAAAAGGCUUCAACCAUUCCAUGGAAGUUAUUCAUGGAAGAAAUCCAGUGAGAGAGAAGCCCUACAAAUACCCUGAAAGUGUUAAGUCUUUUAAUCAUUUUACCUCUCUUGGUCAUCAGAAAAUAAUGAAAAGAGGCAAGAAAUCGUAUGAAGGUAAGAAUUUUGAGAACAUCUUUACUCUGAGCUCAUCGCUUAAUGAAAACCAGAGAAAUCUCCCUGGAGAGAAACAAUAUAGAUGUACUGAAUGUGGCAAAUGCUUCAAACGGAACUCUUCUCUUGUUUUGCAUCACCGAACUCACACCGGAGAGAAGCCUUAUACUUGUAAUGAGUGUGGAAAGUCCUUCUCCAAGAACUACAACCUGAUUGUGCAUCAAAGAAUCCACACAGGAGAGAAGCCCUAUGAAUGCAGUAAAUGUGGGAAAGCUUUCAGUGAUGGCUCAGCUCUGACACAGCACCAGAGAAUUCACACAGGCGAGAAACCUUAUGAAUGCCUAGAGUGUGGAAAAACCUUCAACCGAAAUUCAUCCUUAAUUUUGCACCAAAGAACUCAUACAGGGGAAAAACCAUAUAGAUGUAACGAAUGUGGGAAACCCUUCACUGACAUCUCCCACCUUACAGUGCAUCUCAGAAUCCACACCGGUGAGAAGCCCUAUGAGUGUAGCAAAUGUGGAAAGGCUUUCCGGGACGGCUCGUACCUCACCCAGCAUGAGAGGACUCACACUGGAGAAAAGCCCUUUGAGUGUGCAGAGUGCGGGAAAUCCUUCAACAGAAACUCUCACCUCAUUGUGCAUCAAAAGAUCCAUUCUGGGGAGAAACCCUAUGAAUGUAAAGAAUGUGGCAAGACUUUCAUCGAGAGUGCGUACCUCAUCAGGCAUCAGAGGAUUCAUACUGGCGAGAAGCCCUAUGGCUGCAACCAGUGUCAGAAACUUUUCAGGAAUAUCGCUGGCCUCAUUAGGCACCAGAGGACUCAUACUGGUGAGAAGCCCUAUGAGUGUAAUCAGUGUGGCAAAGCCUUCAGGGACAGCUCCUGUCUGACCAAGCACCAGAGAAUUCACACUAAGGAGACCCCAUAUCAGUGUCCAGAAUGUGGGAAGUCCUUCAAGCAGAACUCUCACCUGGCAGUACAUCAGAGACUCCAUAGCAGGGAGGGUCCCAGCCGGUGUCCUCAGUGUGGAAAAAUGUUCCAAAAGAGCUCAUCCCUUGUUCGACAUCAAAGAGCACACCUGGGAGAGCAACCCAUGGAAACAUAAUGGUUGGGGGCCACAUGAGUCUUCCAGUUCACUCUCACUCCUGUGUUUAGGAGGCGUGUCUUAGAUCUGACUCCUCUCUGGUCAGUAGAAAAGAAUCCUUUAAGCUAUCCAGUGAAUUGAUGAAUGUGAGACAUUGCUGAGCCACACUGUUAAGUCUGCUCAUUGGGGAACUCCAGAGACAACUUAGGAUGAGGGCAGAAAAGUCUUUGGGGAUGAUUCAGUCUGUACCAGACAUGACAACACACACACUGGAAUGAAAUGUGCAAACAUGGGGGUGACACCACAGAGAGAACCUGUGAAUGCAUUCAGAACAUGAUUGGAAUGAAGAGCCCUGUAGUAGGGAGUUUCCACCUUGUACGUAAGCAAACACUGAAUCAACUUUUUUUUUUUUUUCGGACAGAGUCUCACUGUGCAGUGGCAUGAUCUCCACUCACAGCAACCUCUGCCUCCCAGGUUCAAGCAGUUCUCCUGCCUCAGCCUCCAAAGUAGCUAGGAUUACAGGUGCCUGCCACCAUGCCUGGCUAAUUUUUUCUAUUUUUAGUAGAGACAGGGUUUCACUGUGUUGGCCAGGCUGGUCUUGAACUCCUGACCUCAUGAUCCGCCCACCUCAGCCUCCCAAAGUGUUGGGAUUACAGGCAUGAGACACUGCCUGGCCUGAAUCAACCUUUUUUAAGUGUAAUCAGAAAGAGAGGCUUUGGCAGGGGCUCUUACUGUGUUUUCUGUAACAACAAAGGUGUACAAUGAGAGAGUCCACACAGUGCUGUACUGCACACACCACAGAAUGUGUGAGAUUUUCCUGUUUGAAUGUAUGUCUGCAUUAUACUCCUGCAAUAAUGCUGAGGACUCGUUGCAGGAGGGCAAACUAGGUGAAUAAAUUACCUGUGAAUGAACAAUGAAGUCGUUCCUCUUAAGACUGAAACAAGCAGGCCAGAUGUGGUGGCUCACGCCUGUAAUCCUAGCACUUUGGGAGGCCGAGGCGGCCAGAUCACAAGGUUAGGAGUUCAAGACCAGCCUGGCCAGCAUGGUGAAACCCCAUCUCUACCAAAAAUACAGGAAAUUAUCUGGGCAUAGUAGUGUGUGCCUGUAAUCCCAGCUACUUGGGAAGCUGAGGCAGGAGAAUUGCUUGAACCUGGGAGGUGGAGGUUGCAGUGAGCUAAGAUCGCACCACUGCACUCCAGCCUGGGUGACAGAGCGAGACUCCAUUUCAAAAAAAAAGACUGAAACAAGCUUGUGCUAAGAUGGAAAGGGCUGCUUCUAACAGAUGUGGUUUGUUGCUUUAGUUGUUGAAGCAAAAAUACUGAGUUGUUAUGUUUAUGUUAUCACCCCACCACUACCUCCAUGGUUGUUCAUUUAGGAUGCUUCUAAUUCAGCCACUGUGAACCAUUAUAAAGGUUUUAUUGCCAUGUUGAAAAUGUUUAUAAUAUGGCAAAAAGGGGCAUCAAAUAGAAGAUUUACUAUUAUUCCAGCCAUGUAAAAAUAUGUGCACAUAUGGAUGUAUGUUGAAAGUGGAUGAUGGAGAAAUAAAAUGUGGUUUUCUUUGGGGACUGGAAUUUUGUAUCAUAUUUUUUUCUCUGUUACAGAUACUUGUUGGCAUAAUAAUUUGGUAAUAAAUUAAAAAGUGAAGCCAAAA
Molecule: messenger RNA, 3871 nt
Organism: Homo sapiens (human)
Lineage: Eukaryota; Metazoa; Chordata; Mammalia; Primates; Hominidae
Gene: ZNF329
Product: zinc finger protein 329
Exons: 5
Coding region: 547-2241 (564 amino acids)
Biological process (GO): positive regulation of transcription by RNA polymerase II
Cellular component (GO): nucleus
Molecular function (GO): sequence-specific double-stranded DNA binding
Source: RefSeq, a predicted model, not a curated record